AUGCCGCUUUCCAUGGCUUCCAUUUGGCUGCUCUGCGCGGUAGCGCCUUGCUCCGCGCACGGCGCCGUUCCCGGUGCGUCCGGCGCUCCGGCGCUUGGCCCCGCGGAGCGCGCGCGGCGCCUGGUGGCGCGGAUGACCGUGGCCGAGAAGCUCAGCAUGCUCCACGGCCCCGCGGGCGGAAGUGCGCAAUGCAGUGUGAGCCCUCGGUGUGCCUAUGUGGGGAAUGUGGCGCCCAUCGAACGCUUGGGCAUCCCUCCCAUCAACAUGAACGACGGCCCUCAGGGCUUUCGAACGGCGGAUGCUCAGAAGGGCACCUCCACGGCCUGGCCGGCGGGCAUCACCCUGGCGGCGAGUUGGGAUGAAGCGGCGGCCCUGGAGUGGGGUCGAGGCAUGGGCAAGGAGUUCUACGACAAGGGAUCGAACAUCCAACUGGGACCUGGGCUCAAUGUGGCCAGGGUGCCUGUGAACGGUCGGAACUUCGAGUAUCUCUCAGGCGAAGACCCUUACCUGGGCUACCGGAUGGUGCAGCCGGUGGUGAAGGGCAUUCAAUCACAGAAGGUCUUGGCGAACGCCAAGCAUUUCAUCCUCAACAACCAGGAGACCAAUCGUGGAGCAGUGAGCGCCGAGACGGAUGAGCGGACACGGUUUGAAGUCUACUAUCCGCCCUUCGAGGGGGCGAUUGAGGCUGGUGUGGCCUCUGUGAUGUGCAGUUACAACAAGAUCAACAACGUCUACAGCUGCGAGAACCCCACCACGCUCCGGGAGCUCCGGUCUCUGGGCUUUGAAGGCUUCGUGAUGUCGGACUGGGGCGCGGCGCAUUCCACCUCCAUCGCCGCCGGCUUGGACGUGGAGCAGCCAGGACAAGACUGGAUGAACGCCGAGCUCCUGGAAGCGGCGCUGAAGUCCGGGGCCGUGAAGGAGGCGCAGGUGGACGAUUCGGUGCGGCGGAUUUUGACGCAGCUCUAUGCCAUUGGAGUGAUGGAUGAGCCGUUGGGCACGUGGGACUGGCGCAACCGCCUGCGCAACGUGACCACAGCCGCCUCGGUCGCGUCGGCGCGAAAGCUCAGCGGCUUGGGCACGGUGCUGCUGCGCAACGAGGGACAGCUGUUGCCCUUGCGAAAGACUGGCCAGCGCGUUGCAGUCAUCGGCCUGGCGGAUGAGAAGGCCAUUUAUCAUGCUGGUGGGUCUGGUAGCGUGGAGCCCUCGUUUGUGUCAACGCCCUUGCAGGGCAUCACCGAUGCAGCGAAAGCCUUAGGGAGCCAGGUCACCUUCGAUGAUGGCAGCUGCGCCCUGCGCGCGGCAGCCUUGGCGAAGACGAGCGAUGUGGUCUUGGUCUUCGUGGGGACUCUGUCGGCGGAAGGCAGCGACCGUGGUUCCUUGUCGCUGGACGUGGGCGUUGACUGGCACAGCCAGAACGCGCUCGUCGCCGCGGUGGCCUUGGCUGCUGGUGCCAAGACGGCCGUCGUGGUGACCACGCCCGGGGCGGUGCUGCUGCCGUGGUCGAGGGAGGUGGCGGCCAUUGUGUCGAACUUUAUGCCCGGCCAGCAAGCAGGCAAUGCGAUUGCGGACAUUUUGUUCGGCCACGUGAACCCAUCUGGGAAGCUGCCUCUGACGUUUCCGAACCACGACAACGAGACAGACUUCUCUCCGGCGCAAUAUCCUGGACUCCCCAAUCCAAGGGUUCCGUUUUACGCCUUCUACACCGAGAGGCUGCUCGUGGGAUAUCGCUACUACGAGCAUCACAACAUCAGCUUUACCACAGGUUUUCCCUUUGGACAUGGCCUGUCAUACACCAGCUUUGAGUACUCCCAGCUCGACAUCCAAGGAACCUUGGGCGGCAUGAAGGUGAGCUUCCUCGUGCGAAACACGGGUUCUCUCCCAGGUUCCGAGGUGGCGCAGCUCUAUCUGUACUUCCCGGAGGCCGCCGGCGAGCCGCUGCAGCUGAAGGGCUUUCAGAAGACCUCCACGCUGGCGCCCGGAAGCGCUCAGGAGGUCUCCCUGCUCCUGCGGCCGCGCGAGCUGUCGAUUUGGAACAAUGGAGAGCAUAGGUGGAUGCCCGUGGAUGGCCGAUUCCAAGUGAGGAUCGGGUCAUCUUCCAGAGACAUUCGCAUCAAAGGUGAGUUUUUCUAUGGGACGCAGGCCUUCGUGUAG
Durusdinium trenchii is the source of this 2151-nucleotide messenger RNA. The record is from the annotation of a GenBank genome assembly. NCBI's taxonomy places the organism in Eukaryota, Dinophyceae, Suessiales, Symbiodiniaceae.